This is a messenger RNA of Abrus precatorius (Indian licorice), 2965 nucleotides long. RefSeq lists its product as uncharacterized. The transcript is spliced from 7 exons. Gene Ontology annotation, biological process: chromatin remodeling. NCBI's taxonomy places the organism in Eukaryota, Viridiplantae, Streptophyta, Magnoliopsida, Fabales, Fabaceae. Gene Ontology annotation, cellular component: Ino80 complex. The record is from RefSeq and is a predicted model, not a curated record. Bases 262 to 1653 code for a protein of 463 amino acids.
AUCCACAUCUCUCUCUCACACAUUGACGGAUCCAUUGAAUUAGACUAAAGUUCAUAGAAACAAAGAAAGAACAGUUCAAUUGUUGCCAGUUUCAGAGGGAAAAUCGUAAAUUAUUAAAACACAGAAUCGAUUUUGGUGCCGCAAUUUGAUCUCCAGCUUUGUAUUACAACAGGUACUCUUGAUCUUUCGAAAAGCUGAAGAGAGAUUUUCUGUGUUCGUCCCUCCUCCAAUUGUUGGUUGCUACUUGCUAUUGACUCCACUAUGAAGAAAAAAAGGAGUAGGGUAUCACGUAGACCUCGGGCUAAUGCUGAUGCACUAUUUCAGUGUUAUUUUGGUUGGGUGCCACUUGAAGAACCUUUUGGAAAGCAAGAUGAGAAUGAGAAAAUGAGGGAUACAAUGGUUGCUUCUGGUGGAUUAAGAACUGGCAACAAGCCAAAGAAGCUAAAGCUCAAGCUUGGGGGUGUUACUCAUACUAUUCAUACCAAGUCAAAGACAGAAACUGGCUUCAGCGGUGGUUCUUUUGUAACAAACUUUUCUGAGGGUCCUAAGCCUCAGGAUGAUACAAAUGGUAAUGAUGCUUGUUCUUUUGAUAAAAGGAGAGGCCUUGGUGACGCAUCGCUAAAGCCCUCUAGAACCGAAUCUGGUUUUACAGCAGAGAAUCAUUCUCAUAGAGGAAAGAGAACUGAGCAAAGUGUAAAUGUCAUCCAUGAGCGUGUCCACAAGAGCAAGCGUAUUACUAGAAAAGGUGCCUUGAGUGUGGGAUUUAGUGAUGAGGAUAAUGAAGAUGCAGAACUUCAUUAUCGUGAAACAUCCCAUGCCUCAAAACAAGCUGUUAGUCGCCGCAGAGAUGAUUGUAGAAGUUCAACAGUACCUGGCAAAUUUUAUGUUGCACAGAGAAGUCAGAUUGAUGAUCUCAUAGACCUUGGAACACCAGGGUCAAUUGAAGAUGGUAAGAAGAAAUUGAACUUGGAGAAGAAAUCUGAUGAUUGGGACUAUGUGGAAGAAGAUCCAACAUCAAGUGAUGAAUCAGAGUCAGAGAGAAAAAUGUCAAAGAGGGAGUCUGUUCAUUUAUUUGUCCAAGGAAAAGAAGGCACCAUCAUUAAUCGAAAUUGUUCAGUUGACUCAUUCAAAGAUGUUUUAUCUAGCAUUGUCGACAUCUCAGAUGAUUCGGUUCCCACAGUGUCUAAAAGGAAAAGGGGCAAAUUGUCAGAAAUGGAGCUGCAACUAAAGAAAGCUGAGGCUGCACAGAGACGUAAAAUUCAAUCAGAGAAGGCAGCUAGGGAUGCUGAGGCGGCCGCCAUCAGGAAGAUACUUGGUCAAGAAUCUGGUAGGAAGAAGAAACAGGAAAAGAUGAAUAAGCGCAGAGAUGAAUUUGCUAAGGAAAAAUCUACCAACACCCUCAUUUUAGGAUCAAAUACUGUUCGAUGGACUAUGGGUCCCCAAGGAACAGUAGUGACUUUUUCCGAAGAUAUUGGUUUACCCAGUAUCUUCCAAAUGAUACGUAGCAGCUAUCCACCCCCCAGAGAAAAAUGCGCAGGUCCAAACUGCACGAAUGUAUACAAGUAUCGGGAUUCUAAGUCAAAGCUUCCUCUCUGUAGUCUUGGUUGUUUCAAAGCAAUACGCGAGAAGAUCCAACAUGUGGUUGCAUGCUAGUCCCUUUAAAUAGUAGAAAGGAAGAAAGUAGUUGUAAGAUUUGAUCUCCAACAAGUACAACUGAGGAACGGGUGUUUUCAAAGGAUAUCUAUCUAAAUAAUCAAUACAAAAAUGAUUUCAACUAAUAAACCAUGAAGCUGUUAAUCCCACGUUUAAUCAUUGAUGAGAACGUUUGGUCAAUACAUAAAUAAUGAUAGGCAUAAGCAAACAAUAUGGCAUUAAUUACGGGGAGUAGGAGUGGCCGAUACCGCAUUGUAGAACCUUGCUCACACAUACUAUGUAUUAUCAUAAUUACAAGACAUUAGUAUAAUCGAAAGAUCAUAUAAUAUCACUUCACUUUAGAAGCGUUGGAUAUUCCUACUGACUACACGGGGCUAGGAAUUUUGAUAUUGAAGCCAACAGAGCUAAGAAUAUACAUCUAAGAUCCAUCCAUGAAAACAGCACCAUGUUCCGUAGAUUUAACGAACUUCUUCAGCAAAAGGAACACAAUUGCUAUAGUAAGUCCAAUAGCUGCCAGUGUGAACAAUCGAUCGUCAAGUUUUUGAACCCUUGUAUCUGACUUCUGGAGCAACUGGUUGCUUGAAACGCUGGAUGGAUUCUCCGUUGGAGCUUCAAGUCCUGCAGGGUUAGGAUUAGCAUUGACAGGGAGUUCUUGUUCUUCAACUAUUCUGUCACCUACAUGAUCUGGAAUCCCAUCACCUGCAGGUAAAACCUCAGGAUUUUGCGGAUUAAUCUGGGACUCGGCUUCCUCAGUUUUGGAUUGUUCUUCAGAAGCUUGUGAGGGGAUAUGUUGAGGAACGGGGGGUGCCUUGCUUAGCAUAUACUCGUGUAUCUGGGAUAAGAAGUCAAGUCAGUACAAGAUAUUAUGGAAAGACAGCACUGGAGAAAAAACCAUGAGCAACAUUUACCUCAUCAAUCAAUUUUUGACGUUCAGGGGUCCCAAAUUUUGGAGAUGCUUCCCGUGAUUUAAUGGCCAAGGCAUGCCUCUCUUCUUUUUUGUAGUCUAAUGAGCCAAGUGCACCAUGUGGUUUGGUGGGCAUGAAUGCAACCAGCGCAACUAGAGCAGUCCUUACUGCCGAAAGAAAAUUACAUCAGCCAAGUGAGAACCUUCCAUCAAAUGCAAAAAAAUGAAGCUUCAAUGGCUAUAAUUAGUGGUUGUAACUGACAAGAGUCGCAGGCAUACAUACAACAUUACAGCCUGGAGUAAGAUUGUGUAGUCGAUGCAAAAAAAAAAUAAUGUAAAUGAUGGAAAAAACAUAUGUACAGUCCCAUUCUACAUGUACAAACAUAUUUUGAGUGAAGCUAAUUAAUU